AUGGAUCGCCAGCAUCCACCGCCAUGCCACUUCUUCGCACGAGGACGUUGCCGGAAUGGCGACUCCUGCGGGUUCCGACACGACAAGCCGAGUGACGAUGCAACCAUUGCAGCAGCACCAACGCUGCCUCCCUCCGUCGGGCCGGCAGCCCCUGUCCGUGCAUGGGUCCCUUGCAAGUUUUUUCAGCGAGGACGCUGUUUGAACGGUGCGGACUGCGUGUUUUCGCACGAGGUUCCCGUAGCAGAGGCGAGCGGCGACGACGGACCCGCUGACACGGACAAGGACGAGGAGGACGACGGGUGUCGCGUGCUGGGCGGUGCUGUGGUCACGUUUGGGGCUGGGGCGACUGUCGCCAAAGUGCGGUUUGCCUCGGACUUCUCCGCGGUGCGCAUGCAGGGCCUGCCGGCGACGUCGACACCGGACUCGGUCGCUGCUCUGCUACUCCGUCUUGUCCCACCGGAGCACGCCCUGCUGGUGAGGGACGCCGACAUACGCGUCAUCCCCCCCUCCAACGACGAACCGGGACACUGCCAGGCCGACGUACAGGUCGAGGAUCCGCAGUUUGCGACGCGGCUGUGCACGGCGCUGUCAAAGGCCGGCAACGAUGGGAUGUCGGCCGUCGCCGUCAGCAGCAACAUUGCGCUCACGGCGGCCGCCGCAGCAGCUGCCGCGAGCACGAGCCUGGGACGCGUGGACUCGAAAAAGGUGUUUGUCUCGUGGCACAAGCCGACGCAGAUGGUGUGGCUCGAGUUUGCGACCCGAGCCGCCGCAAACACGGUUGCAGAGCGGUUUCGGACCGGUAUCUACACAGUCUGUGGCCAGAAAUGCCUGGUCAAGUACAGCACCACGGGAUCGUUUCGCCGGACCCGGUCCGGUGGAACCACUGUGUACACCGUCACACUGGGCGAUGUGCCCGACCAGGCGGCCGCACGGGACGUUACGCAGCAGAUUGGCGACCGUCUCCUGCGCCUGCAGGUCAAUAUGCAGUCCACGCCCGCUGGCGCGGGUGCCGACUUUGCCACGGCGAGCGCGUCCAUCCAGUCGCUGCUUCUCGGUGCUGGCCCGCUCGAGUGGUCGGAGAACAGCACCGGGGCGCUGGCCGCGGGCAAGCGGUACAAGGCGACGGCGCGGUACGUAUACGAGGCGGACGCCGCCCGCGCCGUCGACCUGUUCCACAACAAGCCGCUGCCCCUGAACGAGCGCGACACGCUCACCGUGCAGCUCGUCCACACGGCGCGGCUCAAGGUCGCCGACACUGUCUACGGUGCCGUGGCCAGCACCGUCACGGACCAUGCCGUCCACGACUGGAAGCCUCGCCACGUCAAUUUCACCGCGUUUCCAGCCAACAACGGGUUCCGCGUGCUGAAAGUCGAGGGCACGGUGCGGCACGACGUGGCGACGGCCAAAGCCACGCUCGAAACGGUCGUGGCCGGCGCCCUGGCCGUCGACCCGUCACUCGACCACAACGGCCCGCCCACGCCGCUCUGGCUGCCGGAAUUUUCGUCUCGGAGCGGCACAGGCGACAGGGGCGUGCGCAUCCGCGGGCAGCUCAAGGCCCUGGAGAAGAAGCAUCUUGUGGCGUUCCUCUACGACUGGCGACGGUGUGAGCUGCGUGUGGUGGGCACGCGGGAGCGCCAGCGACGAACCAUCGACGGCGUGGCGGCCCUGGUCCACGCCGUGGCCCGGCCGACACAACCGACACAACCGGCAAACGGUCCAGAGACCAAAGAUGUGGCCAUCGCACUGGACCGCGCGCAGCUCGCGUGGGCCGCGCAGGGUGGGCUACGGGCCAUUGCGGAGGCCGUCGGGCCCGACAAGGCGCGGAUGGACAUUGUGUCGACGCCGAAGCGGAUCCUCGUGGUGUCCUGCAGUGCAAGCGAGCACCAGACAAUCUUGGCGAUGGUGCGCGGGCUGCAAAAGGUGCCACCCAUGACUGCCGUGGCGGUGACUGCCGCCGACGUUGUACCCGCCACCUGCGCCGUCUGCUGGGGCGAGGCCGAGAACGCCGUCCGCACGCCAUGCCAGCACUGGUACUGCCGUGACUGCUUUGGCGAGAUGUGCCAGGCCGGUGCGGAGUCCGCCCCGGGGAUCCGGUGCGUAGGCGACGCGGCCACGUGCGACACGCUGCUGGCGCUGCCGACCCUGGAGGCACACCUGUCGUCGGUGGUGCUCGAAACCGUGCUGGAAUCUGCCUUCCGGGCCUACGUCGUCCGCCACACCGACGCCCUGCGGAACUGCCCGACGCCCGACUGCGGGCAGAUCUACCGCGUGUCAAAGACGGCCGCGUCGGCCGCCACAACGCUCUUUACCUGCCCUGCGUGCAUCGCGCCCGUCUGUCGGGCCUGCCAUGUGGCGCACGAGGGUCUCAGCUGUGCCGAUCACCGGGAAUGGGCCUCGGGUGGCUACGCCGCGCUGGAAAAGGCGAAACGAGAACUUGGUAUCAAGUCGUGUCCAAAGUGCUCCACCUUGAUCGAAAAGCGUGACGGCUGCAACCACAUCUCGUGCUCGUGCGGCGCACACAUCUGCUGGGUCUGUCUCGGCGUGUUCAGUAAGGAUCACAUCUACCCACAUAUGAGGAAAGUUCACGGGGGUUUGGGUAUAGAUGUGCCCGACGAGUGA
This is a messenger RNA of Sporothrix schenckii 1099-18, 2619 nucleotides long. RefSeq lists its product as uncharacterized. Lineage: Eukaryota; Fungi; Ascomycota; Sordariomycetes; Ophiostomatales; Ophiostomataceae. The record is from RefSeq and is a predicted model, not a curated record. Gene Ontology annotation, cellular component: ubiquitin ligase complex. Gene Ontology annotation, molecular function: zinc ion binding; ubiquitin binding; ubiquitin-protein transferase activity. Gene Ontology annotation, biological process: proteasome-mediated ubiquitin-dependent protein catabolic process; protein linear polyubiquitination. Bases 1 to 2619 code for a protein of 872 amino acids. The transcript has a single exon.